Molecule: messenger RNA, 11587 nt
Organism: Onthophagus taurus
Lineage: Eukaryota; Metazoa; Arthropoda; Insecta; Coleoptera; Scarabaeidae
Product: DNA-dependent protein kinase catalytic subunit
Biological process (GO): telomere maintenance; double-strand break repair via nonhomologous end joining
Cellular component (GO): nucleus
Molecular function (GO): protein binding; DNA-dependent protein kinase activity
Source: RefSeq, a predicted model, not a curated record
AUGACAGUUCCUAACCUAACCUAACCUCAACUGACUGAAAUUGUCAAAGGUUUUAAAUGUAAAUCGUAAAUCUAACUUAAAUUUUGUUUCUUCAGAUUUAUAUAAAUACUAUAUGUCGUUUUAUUUACGAUGGAGGAAGAUUUCAUACAGUUACAAAGUUAUAUCAAGCAGGAAAAUUUCAAAGAUGCCGAAACUUCGUUAAGAUGCAUGCAAAAUAUAUCUGAAAAGGAUUAUCAUGAAACCGCGAUUGAUGAAUAUUUAUUAAACGCGUUUGAUGAAACUAAUGGUUUACUCAUCUUUAUUUUGAAAAUAAAAGAUCAAAAAAAUGCUUCAAAUGCAAUUGCUGAAGCAUUGGAAGUUUUACAUUUACUUGUGAAAGAACUUACUAGAAAAGUACAUAGAUAUGUACCCGACAUACGUCAAGUAUGUCUUAAAGUUGUUUUAACCGAUAAACCUAGUGCUAAAGCAAAAGAAAGAGCUUUGGAAUUGUUGGCAUUAAUUUUAGAGAAAACCGACAAUUUUUCUGAUGAUCAACAAAUUAAAGAGUUAUAUGAAACAUUAUAUUAUUGUUUUACAAGUAAUUUAAAGGAUAAAAAAAUGGGAGUUCUAGCUUUAGUAAUAAAAACUUUGUACACAUUAAUCUCAAACUAUUUCACCCGCUUAAAUUCUUGCGAUAUGUUGUGUAAAGAAAUAUUUAAUUGGGUAACAUAUAAUUGUGCAAGAAAUGAUAGCAUUGCUGUAAUCGAACAAAGUUUUCGCUUUUUCGAUCAUUAUCUUUUCUUGAAUAAUGAUGAUAAUUAUUCCAACAAAAUAUAUGAUUGUAUUAUACGGCGAUUAAGAUCUUCAUCUUCAUUUAAAAAUUCGCAUAUUGCUGCCUUGGAAAUUUUACAACAUCAUUCAUCAUAUUUAUACCGAGAAAAUAUUUUUGAUGCAAAGUAUACAUUAGAAAUUUUACUAUUAGAUUGUUUGGAACAAUCUGGUGAAAUUCAAAAAACAGCUUAUUACACUCUAGAUGUUUUUUAUCAGACAUUGGGAGAUAUUUCAUCAACUAAAACUGAUUCACAGAUUUCAAAGUUCUACCUGGAUAAAUUCAUCACCGAUAUAAACAACGAAGAAAAACACGGUUACGAAUUACGACUAUCAAUACGUGGAUUCGGUUAUUUCGCAAAAUGCUUCAAAAUACAUCUAAAAGAAACCGUGAUAACCGAUUUUCUCAACGUAAUAUUAAAAAUCGAAAAAACAUAUUUGUUGGAUUUCGAUGAAAACUCAUCGCAAUUAAGUUAUCUUCCCGAUUACGUCCAAACAUUAUCAAAAAUUGUCGAACAACUCGACUCUUUAUCACGUCACGAUAUCAUGGUAUUACAAAGGAUAACAAUCCUUUUAAUUCGUCUUUCACCUUAUUUAUCGGCGCAUCAUCCCGAUUUUGUAGUUAGCCCAAUUUUAAUCGCGUUUAAUUUCGCGAGGAAAUUUUCGAAGAAUAUAUCGAGAGGGUUUUUACAAAAUGUGAUUUAUGAAGGGAUUAUUUUUUCUUGCUCUCAUCAAAUAGCUUACGAUUUAAACGAGGAGGAAAUUUCUUAUAAAGAUUAUAUAAAACUAUGGGUUAAUUUAGUGAGCAAUAAGAAGAUUCAGGGUGAAAAAAUUUUAGAGGAAAUAUUCGACGAGUUGAUUAUAACUUUGUUUUGUUUAUUAUCAAAAUUAAAUUUAAACAUUCAACAAGUUGAAUCGUACGAAGUGGAUAAUGUUGCUAAAAUUAGUUUUGAAGCUGUUAAUGUUCCCGAUUUUAAUAUUUUUGUAAACAUGGUUGAUUUAUACGUGGAAAUUCUAAAAGCGGCGCCGAAAAAUAAAUUUUCAAAAUGCGUAAAGAAAUAUUUCGAUUUUAUAAUAACCGAAUCGAAAAAAUCCCCUUUAAUUAGCGGCUUUUAUAAAUUAAUUGCAAUCGGAUUGGAAUUAUGUAAUAAUUUAAAUUAUUUUUCAAUCGAACGAUUACGCAGAAACGAUAUAAAAUGUUAUUAUGAUAUAAUUGAGGAUUUCAUGAACACGAUUAUAAUUAAAAUUGAAUCGUAUAAAGACGAUUUAAAAUUAUCGUGCUUAAAGGUUGUUUUAGCAGCACCGGAAGUGUACGUUAAACAAAAUUUGAAGCGGUUAUCUCCCGCGAUUAUUUCUUUAUUUAAUUCGUCAAGGAGUAAUUUAACUUUGGCUAUAUCUGGUGUUGAUACUUUGGAGUUAUGGAAUAAAUUCUUACCGGCGAAAGAAUACGACGAUUUUUUAACGGAAAUUGUACCAACUUUAGAUUCUUAUUUAAGAAGUAAACCGUUAAGCGAAAACGUUGAUACUAGCCAUAUUAAACAACGUAAAACUAAACAACCUUUGUAUCGGAGAAAAAUUACGAAAGUCUCAGAAGGUGAUUUAUUGCAACUUCAAAAAAAAAUUUUAUCGUUUUUAGGAAACGUAAAUGGAAACGUUUUGUUUUCAUUAACAGAAAACAAUAAUAAAAUCGAUGAAGAGAAACUUGGGGAUAACUUAAACAUUAAAAUCGAUUUAAAUUUCGAUACAACAAUUACAAUUUAUAUCGAAAAAUUUAUUCCUCGCGUUAUCGAUUUAGCUUUAAAUUGUAGCGAAAGAAAAUUGCAAAUAACAGCAUGCGAAACUUUGCAUGCUUUUGUGAUCGUUUUUCUUGGCACAUCUCGAGUUGAUGAUCAAAAAAAUCUCGAUGAUCAAUUUAAAAAAAUGUUUUAUCCUUUAUUACAAUUGGGUUGUUAUCUAGACGACACCGUUAAACAAAUAAUUAAACCAUUAGUUGAACAAUUAAUUCAUUGGUACUCAACACCCAACCAAAGAAAUUCCCCAAAACUUGCAAUUUUAAUCGAAUCACUUUUAGAUGCGAUUACGCAAAGAGACGACAUUUCUUUACGCGAUUUUUCGUGUCAUUGCAUCCACGAAUUAAUAAAAUAUAGCUUGAAAUAUUGUUCUGGUCGAUCAGAAGAUGAUUAUUCUAAUGUUAGGGUGAUUAUCCGCAAAAUCAAAAUGUUUUGUUAUCAUUCGAAUCCGUUAAAAAGAUUGGCAGGGUCUUUAAUUUUCAAUAAUAUUUACACGCUUUUGCGCGAAGAAAAUGUUAUCGUUGACACUUAUUGGUUGGAUUUGUUUCAAUCUUUAAUUUAUAAUUUAAGCCAAAUUGAUGAACACGAUGAAUACGAUUGUUUGUUAAAUACCAUAAAAAGUAUUGAUCACUUAGAGCGAGUAUUUAAAGAAAAAUCGGGGGUUUUCAAUAAAUCAUCGAGAAAUCGUAAACUUCCUAAUGGAUUUUUAGAUGAAACUUUAUCCUCCGUUGUUUCGGCUUCUUUAAAUUAUCGAAAUGCAAAAAAUAGAAAGGCUAAAAUGAGAAUUUAUGAAUUUUAUUAUAAUGUUUCGAAAUUUUUGCCUGAGGGAAAUAAUCAAAUUGUAUUCUCACCUUAUUUUGCUACAAAAUCGAUUAUUUGCGACUCGAAGGAUAAUAAUUUUUCGUUUGGGGAUGUAAUGAGCUUUUUAAAAAAACUUUUGAAUGUUUUAGAUACUGAAUUGUCGAUUUAUGAACACGAAAAAUCUAAACAUCUUUAUAAAAUCGAUCAAAAUUUCUUAAAACAACUAAAAUUUUACUUCGAAUCAAUUUAUCCAUACAAUUUAAGCACGAUUAACCCAAAAAAAUCGAACGUUACAGACCUGGAUAAUAUGGUAUUUAAAAGAUUGAAUCACGAGGUGUUGAAAUGCUCGAUGCAAUAUUUAAUAAUUUCAUCGUUUUAUGAAAACAACGAUUUAAUCGAGGAGUUUACGAAAAAUUAUGGGAUUAAAUUAUUGUCGGAGUUUAUUUUUAACGUUUAUAACGUUGAUUUUGGAGAGGAAGAGAUCGUGUGUUUAUUGAAAAAAGUCGUUAAAGAUGAUCAAAUUAAGUUGUUAACGAUGGAAAUAAACGAAUUUGUUUCUAAAUCUUAUUCAAACCUGGUUUCAAUGAAUGAAACGAUUAGGAAGAAAGAAAAGGAUUUUUUGAGGGGGUUAAAACUACUUUUAAAAAUCGAUUUUUUACCAUCGCUUCAAAUUGGGAAUUAUUUAAAAAACAUUUUACACAAGUCUAUUGAUAAUUUGAAAUAUAAAGAUUCAAUCAAGUUAAAUGUUGAUGCAAAAAAGUAUUUUCAAUCAAUUAUUGAGUUAGAUCCGGUAGGAAAUAUCGAAUAUUUAUUGAAAUGUUUGUGUGAAACUAAAGAAGUUUUAGAUGAAGAUAAAAAUGAGAUGAUUUCUUUUGGAUUAUAUUUUUAUGAUAAUUUUAAAGAUUGCUUACUCCCUAUUAUUUUGCCGUAUUUUCAAGUAUUUUUCGAUAUGAUUAAAUUUAACAGCAAUUAUCUUUAUUUUACAAAAGAAAUUAUUAAAUACGCUCUUAACAAAACAAUAAUUCCUAAUAUUCGUGGAAAAAUCGCAGAAAUAAUCCUUAAUAAUUGGAACAAUUAUUGUUUUAACUCAAUUCCCGACGGUUUACAAACUUUAGAAUUAAUAACCCAAUUAAUCAACGACGUCGAAAUCAAUUCAUCCAAUAAUUUUGUAACAAAUUGGAUCUUAUUAUCCUUCAAUUUAUUAGAUUCGGCAAUUUUACCACAGCGUUUAUACCAACACAUAGAAGAGAUCUUAAAUGUGUUACCUCUAAUCGUAAAAUAUAAACAAUUUGAAACGUUUAAAGAUAAAUUAGAGGGAAUUAAAAACGAUUAUUUUGUUGAUAUAAACGAAAUUGAUUCGGCCACUUUAGUUAUUAACAAAUCGUUUCAAAUUUCAAUCACAUCGAAGUUACAAGAACUUUUUAUGUUUUCUUGCGAAAUUUACGCAACGUCAAAUUUAAAAGAGAACAUCAACGUAGAAGAAUACAUCCAAUUUUUUAUGAUUUCCGUUUCAAAUGAAGUCCAAUCAAGAACUUUAAUUAAUAUCUUCAAGUAUUUUGUUACAAUAUCCGACUUUAACUCAUUAAAAUCGUUCGAUGUAAUCGCAUCAAAUUUAUUGCGGUACUCAACUUACGAUGUUUUUGAAAACUUUUAUGAUGAGUAUAUCAAAAAUAUUUUAGUUUUACUCGAAAAAGAUUAUAUUCAAAAAUCAAUCGGAUUUAUUUUAAUUAAAUGCUUAUUUUCGCGAAUUGGUAAAAAAGAUAAAUUAACUAAAGACUUAUUUGGAAUGUUUGCACUUUAUUUAAAAGAGCCCCCAGAAAAUGAAUCAUCAAGGAUAUCAAAAUGUCAUUGUUACAACGCUUUAAUAAGCGUCGUUACAAACGGGAUUAACUCCGAUUUAAAAGCCUCAUAUUACAACAAAUUGUUUUUCCGCGGUGAAAACGAAAAUAUCUUAUGGAAAAACUUAAUCGAUUUAAACAACAAAUACGUGUUCCCCAUCCUUUUUGAUAAACUCCCAGAAAAAACGACACGAUUAGUUAAUAUAAGAACAAAAGAAAUAAACCGAAAUAAUCGCUAUCUUGAAUCGCAAAGUUUAUAUAAUAGCACUUUACGCGAAGAUUUCCACAGAUAUGAUUUUACAAAGGUUAUUAUUAGAAGUCAAGAAUCGCAGGGAUCUCAUUUAAAUGAAAGCGAAGAAGUUGAAAUGAAAAUAAUAAUCGAAGGCGAUGAAAUUAGUAAUCACGAGUGUAUGCCGUAUAUUAGAGGGUUAAUAAAGCGAAUUCACGAAGAAAAAAUUUACGAAAAUCACUCAAACGAAAUUAAUAAAGAUUUAAAGAACCCAAAAACCCACGUUAACGUAAAAUUAUUUUUAUUAAAAAUAAUCGAAAGUGAGGAAGAAAUUUUUAAAGAUUUUUCACCGUUAUUAUCCCCAACGAUCAUUAAUUUAAUCGUUGAUACAACCGUAGGAAGCGAAAUUAAUUAUUUCAUUGGGGACUUAAUCAUAAUGUUAACAUCUUGGAAUAAUUUCGAUUUCCAAAAACAUUCAAACGAAAUCUCAAAUUUAGUGUUAUUUUUCAUGGAAAAUAUUAACCGGGAACGCAACGACGUUAAAAAGUAUCACUUAAAUUUAUUCAAACUUAUCGUUGAAACGUGGAGGAACCACAUUAAAGCCCCCACAGAUUUUAUUUUCGAUGAGUUACAAAAAUUAAUUAAAACCGAAUCGAAAAAGGUCGAAAUUAUCAUCCAUUUUUGCUCGAUUUUUUUGGCUAACGACAUCGAACCUUGGGGGAACGAGCUACAAAAAUUCGUUAAAAUCGUCCUUAAUUGUUUGCAAUCAACGCAAAAAUCAAUCCAAAAAACUUGCUCCCAAACGAUAGGAAUGGCGUUAAAAUUAACCGAAAAGAAUCAAAACCGCGAUUUUAAAAUAUUUAAAAAAAAGAUUAUCGAAAGAAUUAACGAAAAGUUCCCUUUUGAUAAUUAUUUAGGAUGUUUACAAGGCUUUUUAACAUCAUACCCAGAAAUUUGUGACCACCUUUUAAACAAAUUAAUUUUAGCAUUUAAUAGUCAGAAAGUAACCCUCGAAACGAAACGGGUAGCUUUAUUAGUAUUUUCAGAAAGAACCGAAGCUUUAAAUUCCAACCACAAUUUCGAAUUGCUGCAGAAUUUUGAGCAAUUCAUAAACGACUACGACGAUGGUUUAAAAUUAUUAGGAAUGAAAGUUAUUUUAAAAAGCAUCUCAAAAAUAAAUUUUGAUAAUAAUAAAAUCAAAUUUAAAUCCGCCCUAAAUAACCUCUCAAAAUUAAUAAACAACAACAAUAAAGAUUGUAGAAGUUCAAUGUACGACAUUUUCAUAGAAAUCAACGAAAUAAUUAACGAUGAUGACACCAACAAACUUUCCUUAGAUUGUCUAUUAAAAGGAUUAAACGAUCCCGAAGAAGAAAUCCAAAACAAACUCAUCGAAUUUUUCCUCAAAAAAUUACCAAACGAAAACGUCUCAAAGAAAUUCCUUCAAAUUUUAACAAAAAUGUAUAAACCCGAACUUGAAGAUCGCUUUUUAAGUUACUCAAUCGUAUUAUUAUUAAACAAUCUCGAUAUUUCAACGCUUCUUUUUAACACCCCCUUAAGAAACGCCGAUUUUUCCGAACGAACUAUAACCGAUAAUUGGCGAGGACGCCAUUCUUCGUUAGCCCCGUUAUUCGCGUCAACAUAUCGUAGUCAACAAUCACAAGAAAUUGGCAAAACUUCUAACGAAAGUUCGCGGGGAAGCUUUGAUUUAAAAGCUACGUUGAUGGAUUUGGAAUUUGAGCCGACUUAUCAACCCGAUAAUGAAAAACGCGAAAUGAACGAAAAAGAUGAUGAUGACGAUUUAGAUGUUGAUUUUAAAGAUUUUAAAGUUCCUGCGGUUCCCGGUGCUAAGAAAAUGUGGAAACAAAGGUUUCAGAAGGAUUCUUCGAAAGUUGAGAGAGGGUUUGCUUUGGGACAAUUAAAUAAGAAGGAGAAAAUGGAGAAGAAACGAAUUGAUGAUUUGAAGCAACGUCAAGAAAAAGCUGUUAUUUACCGGAGAUAUAGAGAUGGUGAAAUUCCGGAUAUUGAAAUUUGUUUGGCGGAUUUAAUGGUUCCGUUAAAGAAAUUAAUUCAGCAUGAUUACCACAUAGCAGAAAUUUUUUAUACAUCGUUCUUUAAGGAUAUUUUAAAGCAAAAUAAUGAAGAUCAAAACUUCAUUUUAGAAAUAACAAGUACAAUCAACGAAAUAUUUAAAUCCUCAAUCACGUAUAACUCCUAUUUUAUGAGUUCACUAUUAAACGUUAUUCUUAAAAUCCCGGGAAGUUCGUUUUCACCCGAAACGAUUACAACAGUUGCUUCAAAUUCCGGUCUCAUCUCAUCUGGUAUCCUCAUUUUAGAAGAAUAUUUAAUCUCGCAACACAACGUCGAAAUUCCAUCGAAACGAAAACCUUCCUCAAACGCUAAACUAAAAAUCUGGGUUAAUCUAGCGAACCUUUACAGAGAAAUCAAAGAAUGGGAUACUGUAAAAGCUAUAUUCGUACAAAAAAUGGAAUGCGAAAACGACGUUUUAAAAGCAAUCGAUUAUGAAUCAAAAGGAGAAUGGCGAGAAGCCGAACAAUUAUACAACAAAGUGUUACAAAAUGAUCCUUGUUCACAAAGAAGAGAUUUUUAUUAUGAAUCAUUUUUCAAAUGUUACGCUGAAAUGUCGAAAUGGGAGGAAAUGACCGUGGCAAUCCAAAACGUAACUUCCAACAAUGUUUGGGAAGAUUUAUGGGACAACGAUUUUAACCAACGUAAACUUUUACCUUGGUAUAUUUCAGCCGAGUUAAGAAACGGUUUACAAAAUCCCGAAAUACAAAAAGAGUUUCUUAAAAACUUGAAUAAUUCCAUGAGCACUGAAAAAGCGAUUUAUUUAAAACAACAUUUCUCUGAAGAAUUAGGUUUUGCCCAUUUAAUCAAUCAAAACUACCAUAAAGCUUUGUAUUAUAUUAAAUAUAACCUUGAAAAAUUUUUGGAUGAUUGGCGAAAUACGAGUCCUAUGUUGGUUACAUUGCGGUCUAAUAUGAUGAUAAAAAUUGUUAAUUCAAUCGAUUUAUUUAAUUUUAUUAAUAAAAUUAAUAACAACGUGAUUGAGAAUGAAAUUGGAGAAGAAUGGAGAAAAUUUUAUCAAAUUAACUCGAUUUCUAUUGUCCCAAUUGAAUCGAGAUAUCUUUAUCGAACGAAAUGCUUAAAUUUGAUUGAAGAUCAAUCGAUUAUUGAUACGAUUAAAUUCGAUCUUGAUGUGAAUUUAAUAGAAAACGCGGUUAACAUGAAAAAUUUUUACGUUGCAAGUAAAUAUUUCUCAAAAAUUCCAGAAAAUAUAACGAAUAUUAAGCUGAAAUUAGCGUACGCUAAAAUGUUAAUGCUUAAAAGUCAUUUUCUUCCAAUUCAGAGGAUUUAUCGAUAUUUUGAGGAAUCUUAUCGUGUUAUUAAUAACAUAGACACCGAGAACAUCGAUUUUGAUUUAAAAUUAUCAACUUUUCGUGCUUUAUACGACAUUUUAUUUGAUUUUGCGAAAAAUUCCAAUCAAUUUGAGUUAGAAUUAAAGCAAUUAAUCCCCGAUUUAAUUGAUUAUUCCGAAAAAACAAUCAAAGAAUAUGGAGUCAACAAAUUAAGAAAUAUUUUAAGCGGACUCGAUUUAGACGAUUACAACAAAACAACUUUAAACCUACAAUUAAUCGGGGAUUCUUACGUUAAAUUGGCGAUUUUCUAUAAAUCUUAUGAUGAUAACGAAAAUUAUAUCACCUCAGUUUUACGAUCGAUGUAUUUUGAAUCGAAAGAAGGGCGACAAAUGUUCCCUUGCUUAUUAGAUAUUAAAAAUGUUGAGGAAUAUAAAGAAACGUUUUUAAAACAAUCAGAAAAUAUCCCAAUUUGGUUAUUUAUACAAUGGAUACCACAAUUAUUAUCGAAAAUCGAUUCAAAUUGCAUUUUUGUUAUCGAUAAAAUCAUUUUAAAAAUCGCCAAAUCUUAUCCUCAAUCAAUAAUGUAUCCGUACAAAUUAAGCAAAGAAAAAGUUGAUUUAAAUGUUAAUUAUAACCAAAAUUUGAAAUUAUUAUUAAGUGAAUUGGAUGAUUUAUUAUUGGAUAAAAACGCUGAUGAUUUAAUUGAGGCACUUUCAAGCGUUGUUUCGCCGAAAAGUAUUAUUACUUCGUGUAUAACAGAUUUGUUACAUUCUUGUUAUUUAAGCGACCAAAAUUUGUUUAAUUCGCACCUCAACAAUUUAAAAACACGUUGUAUAAAAACCGAUGAUCCUUUAAGCAAAAUAGGAUCAGUUCAAAAACAAAUAAUCGAAUUAAGUAAAGAUUUAAUUAAAUUAGAAAGGGAUAAAUUUAACCCUGCAAAAAUAAUUGAAAAAUUGCAAUCAUUAAAAUCCAAUAUUAAUAAUGUCAAAGAAAAAAUACAUUCGAGAACAUUAUCUUAUUUUUCGCCAUAUUUAUCGUUUUUUAUGGAUAAUCAAGAAGAUGUUGAGUUAGAAAUCCCCGGACAAUAUAAAGGUGAUCGACCUUUUCCGCAGUAUCACGUAAAAAUCGCCGGAUUUAGCCCGGAAAUUUUAAUAAUGGAAUCGAAAAGAACACCGAUUCGAAUAAAAAUUAUCGGAAAUGAUGGUAAAGAAUACCCAUUUCUUAUUAAAGUCGGCGAAGAUCUUCGCCAAGAUCAACGAAUUGAACAAAUGUUUACGUUGAUGAAUGAAGUUUUUAAUAGUAACGCAACAUGUCGUGAAAGACGAUUAAAAAUAUCAACUUAUCAAGUAAUUCCUUUAACUAAAAGUUUAGGACUAAUAGAAUGGGUUGAAAAUACGAUUCCUUUAAGAAAAUUUUUAAUUAAUAAUCAAAAAUCUGUUAAUAAACAACUUGAUAAUAUAAAAACGUUACAUCAAAAUCGUUACUCGCUACCCAAAAAUUAUUCAAAAGCUUUGAUUAAACAUAAACCCGAGACUGUUAUAAAUUUAUAUCGCGAAUUAGUAAACAAAAUCCCAACAGAUAUAUUCCGAAAAGCUUUAUGGUCACUAAGCGUCGACUCAGAAAGUUUUAUAUCGAUUCGAACUACUUUUAUAACAAGCUAUAUCUCAACUUGCAUAGCAAAUUGGAUUUUAGGAAUUGGAGAUCGCCAUUUAGAAAACACACUUAUUUGUUUAAACACAGCAAGAACAAUCGACAUCGAUUUUGGGCACGCUUUCGGUGUUGGAGUUCAAAUUCAAUCAAUUCCAGAAUUAGUCCCAUUCAGAUUAACACCGCAUUUAGUUAGUUUAAUGCAACCGUUAGAAGAACACGGUUUAAUUGAACAAUCAAUGAUUCAUAUCUUAAGAGCUUUAAGAGAUAAGAAAAACUCUUUAAUUUCAACAGUUAAAGUUUUUAUUAAUGAACCAUCGAUGGAUUGGGUUCAAUAUAAAAAAUUUGAAGAUAUAUCAAAAGAUUCAAAUUUUUUUGGAUAUAAUUGGUGUGGGGAAGAAAAAAUUCGGCAUGUUGAAAUGAAAUUAAAUGGGGCUAAUUCCGUUGAAAUUAUGGUUGAGGAGUUGAAGAAACGAAAUGAUGAUGGAGUUAUUGAGAAAUACGUGGAAUAUGUAAGGGGGUAUGAGGGAAAUGUGCGUUCGGGUUUAAAUGGUUUGUUAAGUGUUGAGGAUCAAGUUAAAUCUUUGUUGGAUCAUGCAACGGAUCCUAAUCUUUUAUGUAGGAUGUAUUUAGGAUGGGAGCCGUGGGUUUAAUAUUAUUAAGUUUUGUUUUUGUUGAGUUUAAUAUAAAUAUGGUUAUAUACAUUUUUAUACGUACAAAAUAAAUAUUUCCAAACAUUCGUACUGUUUGCUCAUAAUCAUCAGUAUAUCGUCGCCGGGCGUGCAAUACCUCUAAUGUGAAUAAUUACAAAUUUUACAGGGGAACGAAAAAACUAUAUAAUUGAAGGAGAUUCGGAAAAAUAUCAUAAAAAAUUGUAUUGACGCUGAUUUAUAUACAUUUUGAAUGUAACAGAUCACACAAAAACAAUCGGAACACCUUUUUUCUCCAAAAAUUCGCUUAUGCAAGUCACAUUGGGGGUAUUGCUACAUUUUAAAAUAUCACAUUGUUGGUAUUUACCACUUUACGGUUUCAUUGUACCUAUUUUAGGAUUUAGAAAUAAUAUAUUUGUGCAAAACAAAUAAAAGCCCUGUCUACUCA